AUGGCGCCCCAGCUCAUAUCCGUCAUCGGUUGUCUCCAUGUCGACUCCCCCAGCGGAGAAAAUCGCUGCACCUUUGUGAACAACGCAAAUGAUGCAUUGACCGCCGAAUAUUUCACCAAGCUCGAAAGCCUUGCCAACGGGAGGCAACCGGAUCUGGUCAUUGCACAGAUGGAAAUUGAUCGAGCAGUGGUUGAGCAGAUCAUUGACACGGCAGGCGAGGCGGGCAUCGAGGUCCUGAUCAACGCCGCUCCGGCGAAUCACAUAUUAAGCAGGUACUACCGCCAUAUCACACACCUGUUGGUCAACGAGACAGAAGCGGCCACCAUGUCUGGCCGAGAGAUCGAUGAGGUAAAUGAGGAGACCUGGCAGGAGAUUGCUGAGGACUUCCUUGAGAAAGGGGUGAAGAACGUGGUGCUCACUUUGGGGCUCAAGGCGCCUUCUAUGGCACAGCCGACGAGUUUGGCCAUGUCCCGGCUUUCAAUGUCAAUGUGGGACACAUUCACGGGGGCCUACGCCACAGAUUAUUUGCGACAGAAGCAGAGGGGACAAUGGGACAUCAGAGAGGCAGUCGUUCGCGCUUGUAAAGCCGCAGCAUUGACCAUCACACGCAUCGGCGCCCAGGAAGGGAUUCCUUGGAUGGAUGCGAUUGACGAUUUCCAAGAGAACCAAUCGCCUCAAGCAGCCGUUGAAGCUGCUUCCCAGUCGGCCACGGAUGCUUCAGAAGAACUGUAA
This is a messenger RNA of Cladophialophora bantiana CBS 173.52, 732 nucleotides long. RefSeq lists its product as uncharacterized. Lineage: Eukaryota; Fungi; Ascomycota; Eurotiomycetes; Chaetothyriales; Herpotrichiellaceae. The transcript is spliced from 3 exons. The record is from RefSeq and is a predicted model, not a curated record. Bases 1 to 732 code for a protein of 243 amino acids.